AUGGAACGUUGCCGGGCCUUCAGAGCCCCCCUUUCUCUGCCUUGCAGCCCUGCGGCGGCCAUGGGGCUGAAAAGCGCCCAGAAGGCUUUGUUCCCCUUGCGCUCCGUCUCCGACGUGGUGCACCUGUUCGAACUGGAACUCCACGGGAGCAGCCGGAUCUGGUGCUCCUCGUUGGUGCUGGGCUUCGUGGAGCACUUCCUGGCCGUCAACCGCGUCCUCCCCACCAACGUUCCCGGCAUCAGCUUCGAGCCGGCUCAGGGUCCCGAAAGCCUGACCUACUUCCCCGUGGCGGACUUGAGCAUCGUGGGCGCCCUGCAUGCCCGCUUCACUGCCCAGAUCCGCGGCGCCGUAGAUCUCUCACUCUACCCGGCCAGUGGUUACUCCUCACGGGAACUGGUCAAGAAAGUCUCGGACGUUAUCUGGAACAGCCUGAGCCGUUCUUACUUCAAGGACCGAGCCCACAUCCAGUCACUGUUUAGCUUCAUCACAGGUACCAAGUUAGACAGUUCUGGGGUGGCCUUUGCGGUGGUUGGCGCGUGCCAGGCCCUGGGGCUCUAUGAUGUGCACCUGGCGCUGUCGGAGGACCACGCGUGGGUCGUGUUUGGCAAGGACGGGGAGCAGACGGCUGAAGUCACGUGGCACGGGAAAGGCAACGAGGACCGGCGUGGGCAGACGGUCAACUCGGGCGUGGCUGAACGGAGCUGGCUCUACUUAAAAGGCUCCUACCUGCGCUGCACUCGGCAAAUGGAGGUUGCUUUCAUGGUCUGUGCCAUCAACCCCUCCAUUGACCUGCACUCCGACAGCCUGGAGUUGUUACAGCUGCAGCAGAAACUACUAUGGGUCCUGUACGACAUGCACCAUUUGGAGAGGUAUCCUAUGGCUUUGGGGAACCUGGCUGAUCUAGAAGAACUGGAGCCCACCCCGGGACGUCCUGACCUCUUCAUAUACCACCAGGGGAUCAAUUCCGCCAAGCAAUAUUACAACAACGAGCACAUUUACCCCUACAUCUACCUGGCCAGCUAUCACUGCCGUAACAAAAACGUCAAGGAAGCCCUGGAGGCGUGGGCUGACUCCGCUACCGUGAUUCAGGAUUACAACUACUGCCGAGAAGAUGAGGAGAUUUAUAAGGAAUUCUUCGACGUGGCCAAUGACGUUGUUCCCAAUUUACUCAAGGAAGUGGCCAGCCUCGCAGAUUCUACUGAAGAGAAGGGAGCUGCCGAAAGAGGAGAGGCGUCGCCGUCUCAAACGGGAGGCUCGGCGUUGCAGGACCCCGAGUGCUUCAUCCACCUCCUGCGCUUCUACGACGGCAUCUGCAAGGAAGAGGGCAGCCCCACGCCCGUCCUCCAUGUGGGCUGGGCUACCUUCCUGGUCCAGUCCCUCAGCCGUUUCGAUGGGGAUGGUGCGGCAAAAGGUGACCCUGGUGAGCAGGGACCUGGACCGAAUGACGACGACGACCAGGCAGCGAGGAUCCCGGGAAGGCCGCCGUCGGGGCCCUCGCCGAGAAUCCAAGCCGGAAGAGCCGCCCCUGGCCAAGAAGGCCACCGAACGCCGGCGUCCGAGCACCACCCAGCGAUCCGACCGGCCGCUUCCAGAGAAGGAGGAGGGUCUCAGCACCGGCUCCAGUCCCCGCCCCGAAGGCCUCGUCCUCACCUUCCAGAGCGAGAAGAUGAAAGGCAUGAAGGAGACUCCUGGUAGCGGCCAAGAUCAACUCCAGCGCCAUCAAACUGCAGCUCACAGCUCAGUCACAAGUCCAGCUGAAAAAGCAGAAGGUUUCUGUU
Thamnophis elegans (Western terrestrial garter snake) is the source of this 1778-nucleotide messenger RNA. It is a transcript of the gene MEN1, whose product is annotated as menin 1. NCBI's taxonomy places the organism in Eukaryota, Metazoa, Chordata, Lepidosauria, Squamata, Natricidae. Gene Ontology annotation, cellular component: chromatin; histone methyltransferase complex; nucleus. The record is from RefSeq and is a predicted model, not a curated record. Gene Ontology annotation, molecular function: transcription cis-regulatory region binding; chromatin binding; Y-form DNA binding. Gene Ontology annotation, biological process: regulation of transcription by RNA polymerase II; negative regulation of cell cycle; negative regulation of cell population proliferation.